CCGAGUGCGAAAGAGACGAGCGCCCACGAAAGUUAAUUUGCAACAGGGAACAGGACAUCUGCAAGACCAUGGCGUGAAGAACUGGGCUAAAGAUCAAGAUGUGACUGUGUGACUUCUGAUCUCCUUCAGCUCGGGCCUCCCAACCAUCCGUGCUCAUCGGGGGCAUGCAACCAAGCGGAGAAGGCCGGCCGGCAACGAGGCCAAGGGUCAGGCGUGGUGGGCUUUAAAGGACCAGCGUCCCUGGCAGGUUCUCCAAGACGUCUCCUGGCCACCAUGAGCUUCCUUGUCCGUCCUUGGGCCCAGAGGGACGUUCGGGAUGUGAUGCGGCUGGUUAGGGAACUGGCGGUGUCUCACAAUGUGCUCCACCAGGUGAGAACUUCUCCAGAAGCUCUCCAAAAAGAUGGGUUUGAAAAAGACGCCACUUUCGGGUACCUGGUGGCCGAGGUGCCCCCCGCACAAAAAAGCAAAGACGGACGCACCAUUGUCGGCUAUCAGUUCCACUACCUGACCUACUGCACUUGGGACGGCCCGAUUCUCUUCGGCGAAGAUCUGUACGUGAUGCCGGAAUUCAGAGGGAGAGGAGUUGGCACCGCCUUGCUGAACCGAGCAGCCAAGAUGACCCUGGAAAAAGGAUGCUCCCAAUUCCGGUUCCUCUCGGCUCAGAAGGACCAGGCCACGAACGAUUUCUUCCACAGGAGAGGCGCCGUUGAUGUCACCCUCCAUGAUGAUUGGCAUGUCUUCCGGAUUGACAGGGAGCCCCUUCUGAAGCUGCUGGAGGAAGCGGCAGCCAAGCCGAGCCCCAUUUCUUCGCAGCUCUAGACCCACACCCACCCACACCCCACUUCCAAUUCUACCCAAAUUAGGCAGUGCAAUUCCAUAGGGGUGACUCGGGGACACCCCCCACCUCUCCCCUACCCAUUCACCGGUUUGGGGGGGGGAUAUUUUUUCCCCCUCUUGUUCCUUUCUGGAAGGCUGAAGUUUGACCCUCCCCAUCUCCUUCGAUAAAAAUACAGAAUGCGGAAUAUAGAAUGAAGAAUGCAAAUUAUGGAAUGCAGACUACAGAAUACAAACGCAGAAUGCAGACUAUAGAAUGCAGAACGCAAAUGCAGAAGGAAGAAUAUAGAACGCAGAACGCGAAAUACAGAAUGCAGAAUGCAAAUAUAGAACGAAGGAUGCAGAAUACAGAAAACAGAAUAUAAAAAUGCAGAAUAUAGAAUGCAGAAUGCAAAUACCGAAUGCAGAAUGCAGGAUUGAGAAUGCAGAAUGCAGUAAGACAGUACUCAAGAAAAAUAUCUAAACGAAUGGAAGAAUUGGAUUGAUUAUAUUCAAAAUAGAUAUCAGAUUAAGAAAUUUCAGAUUGCCUUUGAAUGAAGGACGUUGUUUUUGAUUUUAAUGGAAGAAGUCAGGUUAUGUGAGAGAGAAGGAUUAUAAUUAUGUUAGAUUUUAAAAAUUUAAUGUAUGACUGUUUGUUUAUUGAACUAUACCUUGUGUUUGCUCGUUGAAGUGGGGGGGGGGUUGGAGGGAGGGGGGAAGUCGGGGGAGGGGAGGGGAAAAAUUUAAUUGUUGUUGUAAAACUUUUUCAAUAAAAAAAAAGAGAGAAUGCAGAAUUACAACCGGCUUGAAAAGGAUCAGAGUGCAAAUUCUUCCAUUCACACACUCUCAGCCGAGCGGAGGAGGAAGCCACGUUUGCUCCGACGAGGGUUUUACCCUUGUUAAUUCAGCUAACGGUGGGUUUCGCAUUUUGCUACCACCGCUUCCCCGUGCGCACGCACACGCUCGCUUCACGUGCAUGCUCGCCUUGCACACAUGCACCUGGCCUUCUUGCACACGGGCUUUGCUCACGCACGCAUAAGAGACAGGGCGUGGGUGGGCAAGCCUCAAACGCGAUCUCCGCAAUCGGUUCGCCCGAACCGGUGCGAACCGGCUGAAUAGCACCACUGAUUUACAGCCAUGUCAAAAUUGUGGAUUUGUGUUGUGGCUCACACAUUUUCCCUGGGUUAAAAACAGAAUAGAGCAGGGGUCUCCAACCUUGGUCCCUUUAAGACUUGUGGACUUCAACUCCCAGAGUCCCUCAGCCAGCUUUGAAGUUGAAGUCCACAAGUCUUAAAGGGACCAAGGUUGGAGACUGAACCCGAAAGCUCCACCUAGUGGUAGAGAAAGAAAGGGAGUCCCUCUAAACGAUUCCUACCUCUAUGUUAUUGUUAUGCUCUGUGUUUGUCCCUUUUCCGCUUGAGUCUCGCGAGAUUUUAGCGUCUCCACGCGAGAUCUCUCUGCAGGGAGCGUCAGGAGGAUAACAAAGAGCUAAUAAUAAUGCAGACCUGUUUUCUGCUUCCGGCGGCGUUCAGUGCCAAGCUGCAAAAUACGGAGUUUUCUGCAUUAUUCCCACUCAUUUUGUGGGUUGAAUCCCGCCAUUCCAAUUCAAAUCACUCCACCGAAGCCUCCCGAGUGAAAGCCCCACCGAUUCCCGUGGGUGCAAUUUGCACUGAGUAUCCACCCUCCAUGCCCAAAAUGUGCAAGGUUUUUUUUAAAAAAAAAAACUUUUUUUAUUAUUAUU
Molecule: messenger RNA, 2554 nt
Organism: Ahaetulla prasina
Lineage: Eukaryota; Metazoa; Chordata; Lepidosauria; Squamata; Colubridae
Product: thialysine N-epsilon-acetyltransferase-like
Exons: 6
Coding region: 274-819 (181 amino acids)
Molecular function (GO): N-acetyltransferase activity
Source: RefSeq, a predicted model, not a curated record